Messenger RNA from Nipponia nippon (crested ibis), 2097 nucleotides. The record is from RefSeq and is a predicted model, not a curated record. NCBI's taxonomy places the organism in Eukaryota, Metazoa, Chordata, Aves, Pelecaniformes, Threskiornithidae.
AUGUACUUUUUUCAGGAGGAUCCAAAUGAUGUCGACCCCAAAAGGAAAGACGUGCGUGGCAAUGAUGGGGAGGACAAAGCACAAAGUGUGGAGACUCUACCUCCAGGAAAAGUUCGGUGGCAAGACUUUGAUCAAGAUGCUUAUGUUGGCGCUACCAUAGUGCGAUCUGGUCAGGAUCCAUAUGCCCGCAAUAAGUUCAAUCAGGUAGAAAGUGACAAACUGCGAAUGGACCGAAGCAUUCCUGACACCAGGCAUGAUCAGUGUCAACGGAAACAAUGGCGGAUAGAUUUGCCAGCCACUAGUGUGGUGAUCACCUUUCAUAAUGAGGCAAGAUCUGCUUUGCUUCGAACUGUUGUCAGUGUCCUUAAAAAAAGCCCAUCACACCUUAUUAAGGAAAUCAUACUGGUGGAUGACUACAGUAACGAUCCUGAGGAUGGUGCUCUCUUGGGAAAAAUUGAAAAAGUGCGAGUUCUUCGAAAUGAUCGCCGAGAAGGUUUGAUGCGCUCCCGUGUCAGAGGGGCAGAUGCAGCACAAGCGAAAGUACUGACCUUCCUGGAUAGUCACUGUGAAUGCAAUGAACACUGGCUGGAACCGCUUUUGGAAAGAGUAGCUGAGGACAAGACCAGAGUUGUGUCUCCUAUUAUUGAUGUAAUUAAUAUGGACAACUUCCAGUACGUGGGGGCGUCAGCUGAUUUAAAAGGCGGCUUUGAUUGGAACCUGGUGUUCAAGUGGGAUUACAUGACACCAGAGCAAAGAAGAGCACGGCAAGGAAAUCCAGUUGCUCCCAUAAAGACACCCAUGAUAGCUGGUGGGUUAUUUGUGAUGGACAAAUCCUAUUUUGAAGAACUAGGGAAGUAUGACAUGAUGAUGGAUGUUUGGGGUGGAGAAAACUUAGAGAUCUCAUUCCGAGUUUGGCAAUGCGGUGGGAGCCUAGAAAUCAUCCCUUGCAGCAGAGUGGGUCACGUAUUCCGCAAACAACAUCCUUACACUUUUCCUGGUGGGAGUGGUACCGUGUUUGCAAGAAAUACACGCAGGGCAGCAGAAGUCUGGAUGGAUGAGUAUAAAAAUUUCUAUUACGCAGCAGUGCCUUCAGCCAGGAAUGUACCUUAUGGCAAUAUUCAAAGCCGAAUGGAACUCAGAAAGAGACUUAGCUGCAAACCCUUCAAGUGGUAUCUUGAAAAUGUUUAUCCUGAGUUACGGGUACCUGAUCAUCAAGAUAUAGCUUUUGGGGCUUUGCAGCAGGGUACCAACUGCCUUGACACUUUGGGCCAUUUUGCAGAUGGUGUUGUUGGAGUUUAUGAAUGUCAUAAUGCCGGGGGAAACCAGGAGUGGGCCUUGACAAAGGACAAGUCGGUGAAACAUAUGGAUUUGUGCCUUACUGUUGUGGACAGAGCACCUGGUUCACUAAUAAAACUUCAGGGCUGUGGAAGGGAAAACGACAGCAGACAGAAAUGGGAACAAAUUGAAAGCAAUUCCAAACUGAGGCACGUUGGCAGCAACCUCUGUCUAGACAGCCGAAACGCCAAAAAUGGUGGUCUCACCGUUGAGAUCUGCAGUCCUUCUUUGUCACAACAGUGGAAAUUCACACUUAAUCUGCAGCAGUAGAAGGACUUAAAAGCAAAAUGCUGUUUCAAUUCAUAGACCUUGGGCAAAGUUUUGAAUGAAUUACUGAUGUAUUUCUUAAAACUUUCCACGGAACUUAUAUACCUCAGUAUUCCACCUUUAUCUGAAAGUAGGAGAGUGCUGAAGCAGACACCAGGGAUCCAGGGGACUUGGAGCACUGCAAAGAUGUCACUGAAUAUGACUGCAGCACGAUUCCUUCUUGGUGCGAAGACUUCAACGGUUCCUUUCUGUCUUCAGUUACGUACUUGCACAGCAGAUAAUUAACUCUAGGAACAACUGAUGUAUGAUAAAAAAAAAAAAAAGAUCUGAAGAAACACCUGUGGGGAACAGGGUGUGGGAGGGGAGGGUGGGAAAAAUUUGAAAUCUCCAUUUGCAUAGAAAUCAUGGUUUGUCGUUUCCAGAAACAGAAGUGUCAUUUUGAAGGUUUUUUUCCUCCUGUGUGUACUUGGUAAUUUGAAUAUGAACUUUUCUAUG